UGGUGACGGUGAAGCGCGCGCGCGAGCGGGAGAGAGAGAGAGAGAGAGAGAGAGAGAGAGAGAGAGUGUGCUGGUGAAUGAGUCCAUGAGCUCGCGGACGGUUUAACGGAAACCUUCGUUCUCUGGAUGUUUGAAAUCACCGACUUUCCAUCGCGGGACCGUCCGGCAGAGGAGCGCGCGAGCCUGUGUUUGUGAGAUGAUGAUCAAACUUCUGCACUAAGAUGUAGAAGAGGAGGAGGAAGAGAGACAGAAAGAGAAAGAACUUGAGUCUGAGCGACACACUGAGAAGAAGAAGAGGAGAGAGAGAGAGAGAGCGAGAGACCGCUGUUCAGACUCACCGCUCGUCCAUACGACACACCCACAGUUCCCUGUGACCUCUGACCUCAGCCGCACACCAUGUGUCACGUGAUCGUGACGUGUCGUUCGAUGCUGUGGACUCUGCUGAGCAUCGUGGCGGCGUUCAGUGAGCUCAUCGCCUUCAUGAGCACCGACUGGCUGGUGGGCUUCCCGCGGACACCGGACACCGUCUUCUCUCCGCAGGGGGCCACGGCGGCGGGUGAGGCGUACCGCCCCACACUGGGCAUCUACGGCCGCUGCAUCCGUCUGCCCCACCUGCGGCGCGGUGUCCUGUGCGGCCCGUACGCCGUGCACUUCUCUGAGAUCGCCAGCAGGUUCUGGCAGGCCACCUCCAUCUUCCUCGCCGCCGGGAUCCUGCUGCUGUGCGCCGUGGCCUUCAUCUCCGUCUUCACCAUGUGCUUCCAGAGCAUCAUGAAGAAAAGCAUCUUCAACGUGUGCGGACUCCUGCAGGCCAUCGCUGGUCUGUUCCUGAUCCUGGGGCUGAUGCUGUAUCCCGCCGGCUGGGGUUCAGAUAAAGUGCAGGGUUACUGUGGCCCUGACGCCUCGCCCUAUCAGCUGGGCCUGUGCUCCAUGGGCUGGGCCUUCUACACAGCACUGGGCGGCACCGUCCUCACCUUCAUCUGCGCCGUGUUCUCCGCGCAGGCCGAGAUCGCCACGUCCAGUGAUAAAGUGCAGGAGGAGAUCGAGGAGGGCAAGAGCUUGAUCUGUCUGCUGUGAGGACUGGAGCGCCUGUGGAUUUGACUUCCUGUUGACUUCCUGUG
Molecule: messenger RNA, 1118 nt
Organism: Carassius carassius (crucian carp)
Lineage: Eukaryota; Metazoa; Chordata; Actinopteri; Cypriniformes; Cyprinidae
Gene: lhfpl2a
Product: LHFPL tetraspan subfamily member 2a
Exons: 4
Coding region: 397-1074 (225 amino acids)
Cellular component (GO): membrane
Source: RefSeq, a predicted model, not a curated record